CCAAACAAGUAUCAGAUCCUUCUUCAGUCUCAUUUUUCUCCGAGCUUACUUUAGUCGCCGUCGGGCUCUAAAGCAUCGACUCCUAAAUUACUCAUAGAAAAUGAAGAUCAGAGAUGCUGUACUUUACUUAUUGAUCUUAGUUUACACAAUUUCAGUUGUCUCUGCAAAUUCUGUCCACGGCUGCGGCGGAUUCGUUGAGGCGAGUUCGUCUGUAAUCAAAUCGAGGAAAGAAACUGAUGCAAAGUUGGAUUAUUCUCACAUCACCGUUGAGCUUCGAACUGUAGAUGGGUUAGUAAAGGAAAGAACUCAGUGUGCUCCGAAUGGAUACUACUUCAUUCCAGUAUAUGAUAAGGGUUCUUUUGUUAUCAGAAUAAGCGGACCAGAAGGAUGGUCUUGGGAUCCUGACAAGGUUCCUGUUGUCAUUGACGAUACUGGUUGUAACAAUAACGAAGAUAUCAAUUUCCGGUUUACGGGAUUUACCCUAUCUGGAAGGGUUGUGGGAGCUGUUGGUGGAAAGAGCUGCUCGGUUAAGAAUGGUGGUCCUGCAAAUGUGAACGUGGACCUUUUAUCUCCUCAUGAUGAUCUCAUUUCUUCAGAAUUAACAAUGUCAGAUGGAACAUAUUUGUUCAAAAAUAUUAUUCCAGGAAAAUACAAAUUACAUGCUUCAAGUCCUGAUUUGAAAAUUGAAGUUAGAGGUUCCACAGAGGUGGAACUGGGAUUUCAAAAUGGUGUUGUUGAAGACAUUUUCUUUGUUGCUGGGUACGACAUCCGCGGUUCUGUGGUUGCCCAGGGAAAUCCCAUCUUGGGAGUCCAUAUAUAUUUAUAUUCUGAUGAUGUCAUUGAGGUAGAUUGUCCCCAAGGUUCUGGUAAUGCCCCUGAACAAAUAAAAGCUCUAUGUCAUGCUGUCUCUGAUGCUGAUGGGAUGUUCACAUUCAAAUCAAUUCCUUGCGGGCUUUAUGAACUCAUACCAUACUACAAGGGUGAAAAUACAGUGUUUGAUGUCUCCCCUUCUGUCGUGUCAGUGUCAGUUGGGCAUCAACAUGUAACAGUUCCCCAGAAGUUUGAGGUUACUGGUUUCUCUAUUGGGGGACGUGUUAUUGAUGCAAAUGGCAUUGGGGUGGAGGGUGUUAAAAUUCUAGUUGAUGGUCAAGAAAGGUCCAUCACCGAUAAAGAAGGUUAUUACAAGCUAGAUCAGGUUACAUCAAAUCAGUAUACGAUAGAAGCCAAAAAGGAGCAUUACAAGUUCAAUAAGUUGAAGGAUUACUUGGUUAAGCCAAAUAUGGCUUCAGUUGCAGACAUCAAAGCAGUUUCUUAUGAUGUUUGUGGUGUCAUAAGAACAGUUGACUCAGGUUACAAGGCGAAGGUAACCUUGACCCAUGGACCAGAGAAUGUCAAGCCACAAGUGAAACGGACAGAUGAAAGUGGAAGCUUCUGCUUUGAGGUUCCACCGGGUGAAUAUCGGAUAUCUGCUUUGAGUGCCACACCUGAGAGUUCCCCCGAACUUCUGUUUUUACCUCCUUAUGCUGAUGUUGUGGUCAAGAGUCCACUAUUUAACGUAGAUUUUUCACAGGCACUAGUCAAUGUCCGUGGUACAGUAGUUUGCAAGGAGCAAUGUGGUGCUUCUGUCUCUGUUACCCUUAUGAGAUUAGCUGGAAAACAUAAGGAAGGGAGAAAAAUAGUGAGCUUGACUGAUGGCAGCACCCAGUUUCUGUUUGCUGAUGUUUUGCCAGGAAAGUACAGACUUGAGGUCAAACACACAUCUCCAGAAGCUGCGUCCAAGGAAGAUAACUGGUGCUGGGAGCAAAGCUUCAUUGACGUGGAUGUUGGUUCUGAGGAUAUCGAAGGCAUUAAAUUUGUUCAGAAGGGUUAUUGGGUUAAUGUUGUCUCUACCCAUGAUGUAGAUGCAUACUUGACACAGCAAAAUGAUUCAGUUAUCAAUUUGAAAAUUAAGAAAGGUUCCCAGCAUACUUGUGUUGAAUCCCCUGGAGUGCAUGAACUUCACUUUGUUAACUCGUGUAUUUCCUUUGGAACCUCAUCAAUGAAGAUUGAUACAUCUAACCCAUUGCCUAUCUAUCUGAAAGGAGAGAAGUAUCUCCUUAGCGGUCAAAUCAAUGUAAAUUCCAGUUCAUCCAAUGACUUGCCUGCGGAUAUAGUUAUGAACAUUCUGAAUGGUGAAGGCACUAUCACGUAUAGCACAAAUGCCAAACUUGCAUCCACUGCAAUUGAUCAAACUAGGACUGCUGUAUAUGAGUAUUCUGUAUGGGCCAAUCUUGGAGAAAAACUUACUUUUCUUCCUAUGGACCCCAGGAAUAAUGAAGAAAGAAAGCUUCUUUUUUAUCCUAGACUACACCAUGUUUCGGUGACAAAUGAUGGUUGCCAAGCUUCAGUACCUCCAUUCUCUGCUCGACUAGGGCUAUACUUGGAGGGAUCAGUUUCUCCCCCUAUUUCCGGCGUUCAUAUACAGAUUAUUGCUGGGGAUGAGGGCAGCAUGGCAUCAAUCAAGAAAGGAGGAGUAGUGCUUGAAACUGCUACAGAAGCAGAUGGGUCUUUUGUUGCAGGACCUCUGUAUGAUGACAUAACUUACAAAAUCAAGGCUUCAAAGCCUGGAUUUCAUCUUAAACAAGUAGGGCCAUAUUCUUUUUCUUGUCAGAAGCUUGGUCAAAUAUCUGUGAAAAUAUUUUCCAAGGAUGAUACACCUGAGCCUAUCCCCUCUGUUCUGUUGUCAUUGAGUGGGGAUGAUGGGUAUAGGAAUAACUCUUUGUCAGGGACUGGUGGAAUAUUCGUCUUCGAGAACUUAUUUCCUGGAAGUUUCUAUCUUCGGCCUCUGCUAAAGGAGUAUGCUUUCUCACCUUCAGCACAGGCAAUAGAACUUGGUUCUGGCGAAUCUAGAGAAGUUGUUUUCCAUGCUACACGUGUUGCUUACAGCGCAAUGGGUGUGGUGACUUUGCUCUCUGGCCAACCAAAAGAAGGUGUCUCAAUUGAGGCCCGCUCAGAGUCAAAAGGUUACUAUGAGGAAACAGUUACUGAUUCAUCUGGGAGUUACCGUUUGCGAGGACUAAUUCCUGAUGCAUUGUAUUUAAUCAAAGUUGUGAAGAAGGAUGGCUUGGGUAGUGCUAAAAUUGAGCGAGCAUCUCCUGAAUCCGUUCCUGUAAAGGUUGGGAAUAACGAUAUCAAGGGACUGGACUUUUUGGUCUUUGAAGAACCAGAGAUGACCAUCUUAAGUGGCCACGUUGAAGUGAAUAGGACUGGGGAACUACAGUCUCAUUUAUUGGUAGAAAUCAAGUCAGCCGGGGACGCUUCUAAAAUAGAGUCCGUCUUCCCACUGCCAUUAUCCAACUUCUUCCAGGUGAAGGACUUGCCCAGGGGAAAGCAUAUCGUUCAGCUCAAAUCUAAUCUCCCUUCUAACACUUAUAAAUUUGAGUCGGAGAUUAUUGAAGUUGACCUAGAGAAGAAUGCUCAAGUGCAUGUUGGUCCUCUGAAAUAUAGUGUGGAGGAGCAUCAUCAUAAACAGGAAUUAACUCCUGCACCGGUAUUCCCUUUAAUAGUAGGAGUUUCGGUGAUUAUUCUCUUUCUCAGCAUUCCAAGACUGAAGGACUUCUACCAAGCUGCUACUGGAAUACCAACACCAGGUUUUAUGACUACUGCGAAGAAAGAAGUGCGGAAGCCGGUUGUGAGAAAGAAGACUUAUUGAGAAACCCUUUUCCAGCGACUUUGGGGCUCAUAAGAGACUGUUAAAAAGUUUAUUCUUCGUUCAUUUAAGAUCGACUUCAAGCCAGUCAGUUUGACGAGUUCAUUAGUCUUAAACUUUAUUAGCUUUUUAGAAUUGAACCUAAUGUAUCAUUGUAGUAGCAAAUGCACGUAGAUGUUAAUGUAUGAACUAGCCCAAGUAAGCUUUAAUUGGAUUUAAAA
This is a messenger RNA of Hibiscus syriacus, 3909 nucleotides long. Its product is annotated as nodal modulator 1. NCBI's taxonomy places the organism in Eukaryota, Viridiplantae, Streptophyta, Magnoliopsida, Malvales, Malvaceae. The transcript has 27 exons. Bases 101 to 3691 code for a protein of 1196 amino acids. Gene Ontology annotation, cellular component: endoplasmic reticulum membrane. Gene Ontology annotation, molecular function: carbohydrate binding. The record is from RefSeq and is a predicted model, not a curated record.